This is a messenger RNA of Chara braunii, 1925 nucleotides long. The record is from the annotation of a GenBank genome assembly. NCBI's taxonomy places the organism in Eukaryota, Viridiplantae, Streptophyta, Charophyceae, Charales, Characeae.
AUAGUGUUUGCCUAACUGAUGAGCGGGUCAGACACCGAUGAGGGUAGAGUUGACGAUGUGAGACUAACACGUUCGAGAUCACUUAAAGUCCCGCACGUGUUCCAGACCUUACAACCGGAAGACGAAAGACGGCUUUGUGCCGAACGUAGAGCCCGUGCUCUGGCAGCAGCCAAGGAGGCAGCAAACGCAGCAGCUAGAGAACAGGCAGCAGCAGCCAGAGCAGGAGCAAUGGCUAACGGCGCAGCCUCUGUUGCGUCCUCGUCUAGGACUCGGUUGGGAAUGCCAUCUGGGCCCACGAGUACUUCCGGGUCAGUAGGUUCUAGUCAGUCCACAAGUCAAAUGGCAGGCUCGCAGUUAAGCCCGUUGACCCCACGCGAUAGGGAGCUCCUAGAGCUCCGACAGGUCGAAAGGAUCCGCGAGCGGUUAGAGAGGGAACUGAAACAAGCUACCGACAGAGAAAAGGAGAUUAAAAAUAGAACAGCCAGGCUUGAUACGUUAGAGGCAGACAAAGCUGCGCUAGAGGGUUUGGAUGAGUCAGCCAUGUCUGACCGAAUGAAAGUAUUGAAGAACAGUGUACUGUCGCUGCAUGCGCAUGUGGACAGCAGACUGGACUUCAUGCAGAACUCUUUGGACCAGAUCUUGGACCUUUUGCAAAGGCCAGGAUUUAGGCCAGCAGCGCAGUCGCCGUUGUCGUUAACGGCGAUGUCAGGCCCCUUUCCGGUGCAAGUUGGCACACAGCCAAGUGGUACGUCUGCAGCAGCCGCACAGACUGUUGCUUCUUCUUCUUCUGGUCCAGUGGCAGGUGCUACUCCACAGCCGCAACAAACUGUUCCACCACAGGGACAGCAGCAAGGUCAAUGGUACCCAAAGACCCCUAUGAAACCGCCUCUUGCCUUCUCCGGAGAGAAGAAGGACGAGGAACUCAACACAUGGUUGAGAACGGUUCCAGUGUGGGUAAGGGCAAAGAGGACUAUGCAGGAGGAGGAGGUGAUUACUGCUGCAUCUUACCUUGAGGGUAAGGCAGCCAAAUGGCUGGAUGGAUUAGUAGCAAAGGCCGGGUAUGGACGACGCAUGGCGGAUUGGGCUAAGACCCUAACGUUAGAAGAGUUUUUGGACAUGGUAGAAGCUCUCUGGCACAAUCCACAGCAGACACAGCUUGCCACUGAUGCGAUGCUCAGACUAGACCGGCGAAAGUUCAAGUCAGCCAGAGAGCUAACGACUACCGUCGAGAGCCUCAUCGUCGUUCCCGGCAUAGGCUACGAUGACCAGGUCUUAUUGACCAUGUUUGUGAGAUGUCUCCCAGAGAAUCUCAUAAAUUUGCUGGCCAGCGAGGCUCGCCUCGAGUAUCAUUCGUUUGAGACCUUAUCUAGAAAAGCCUUAGACUUAGAGGCUACUCUAGGAAGCGCUCAGCCUACUCCAGUUGACACGAGGAAGAAGAAGGGUCCACAGGAAUGGAAAAAGAAGGGGAGUAAAUUGAUGAUGGUUGAGUCCGAUGGGACUCAAACUGAGAUCGAAGAACUCACAGACCUGUUGGACAGUUCAGAGUACGACGGCGAGGAGAUCGUUGAGGGUAGCACCCUCGCCGCAGUAGUAAAGACUAAGGCGGGUGGCCGAGGGAAGGGCCAUCAAAAGAGUCAAGGGCAGGCCGCCUCCAAUCAGACCAAAGUUGUUGAUUGGGUCAAGGCAGGUCUUCAUCAAGAAGUGUGGCGGGACCGUAGAGKGCGUGGKGCUUGCAUCAACUGUGGUGAAUACGGACACACCCAGUACAAGUGCAAGAAUGCAAAGGUCACGUAGAAGAUACCUCCUAAGGUUGGGAUACCUUCUUCCCACGCGUCUAGCUCGGGAAACAUGUGAGGCCGGUGGAAGUUUUAGCUGCUUCUACUCAUGGUGAAGUGGGCCAGAUACCCUCCCCACUUCAUGAGCAG